Molecule: messenger RNA, 1051 nt
Organism: Exaiptasia diaphana
Lineage: Eukaryota; Metazoa; Cnidaria; Anthozoa; Actiniaria; Aiptasiidae
Exons: 1
Biological process (GO): negative regulation of insulin receptor signaling pathway; regulation of cell population proliferation; regulation of mitochondrial membrane potential
Source: RefSeq, a predicted model, not a curated record
AAAGCAAGAAUACAUGCGAGUUCUGCAAGACUGAAAGGCUCUAAGAUGCUUGUUCAUCGUUGCCGUGCCAAAUACCUCGGGAAAUCGGGAGCCACCGCACCAAAGGUUGGGACGCUGGAAAACACUGCUCGAAUUUACCAAAAAGGAUGCCUAAAUAUCAACGACAGGGAAUCAUUAUUCGUCACUGUGACUUCAAAAGCAAUUUCAAUUGAGAACGAUGAUGGARUUUCUUGCUUUUUUCCCAUAAAGAGUACAUUAUUUUGUGCAACUUUUAAGAAAAUUCCUCAAGUUGUGGCAUUCAAUUAUCUCUCAGCAAAAGAGCCUCCAACUAUUGAAUGCCACGCGCUUUACAUGGACUCGGCAGCAGAAGCACAAAUGUUUGUAGAAGCAAUAACWGCUGCCUUCAAUAAUGCCUACAAAACUCCUUACAGCUUUGAGACAGAAUCCAUUGGCAGUGAUGCCGAGUCGAAAGAAAGUACCAUUAGCUGUAGUGACAGUGGUCAGCCUAAGAAGAGUCCCUGGAUGGACAAGAUUAGUGACAUUUUUGGGGUUUUUAGCUUGAAGAAAAUUCGAUGAGAAUAUAUAACAGAUGGAAAAACGAGACUUUAAGACGCAGUGAUUAUGAGAACUCUUUUAAAGCAAAGAAAAGGAGUCAAGAGAUACAAGAUGACGGUUUCUGGUCUGGUUCUGGUUGCGUAACUAUCACAAACUAACUCUAUGUGGUAACUUAUUGAAAAUAUCAGCAAGCAAUGAACAAAAUAUGAUAGAAAAAAUCAUCGUUGUCUUAGCUUUAGAUGAAAUUAGUCAUCAAAAGAGUUAAAAAUGUAAAUAAUGCGACGGAAUUUUCUUGAUUGCGCAGUCUGAAUUGCACUCACAGAUGCAUGACUUAACGUUAUGAUAAUUUCCGUCAUAACCGGUCAUGCCUUACGACAAUGUAUAGUGAUGUUUCAUAGGAAUGACCACAAAUGAGUCAUGAUCCCCUGUAAAUAUAAUGUAAAUAGUAGUAAUAUAUACUAUGAACUGAUAUAAUAAAUAAUUAUGAAGAAUUCAA